AUGGAAAAUGGGAUAAUUUGUCUGGACGAUUUCAAUUCUUCCCUGAAGAAAGUUUUUGAUUUGAUUAAUGCCUUAUAUCUAGAAGAUAUUUGGAAACUUGAAAGCAGUGAUGAGUACUCUAAUCUCGAGCUUAUUUGUUGUCACCUCUGCACAGUCUCUAACAAAUCGGCCAGACUAGAGUACCGUAUAACCUACAGUGACUCCUACUCAGUUCCAAUCCUCAUGUUUCGCGGUUCCUUUAGAGAUGGCAAGCCCGUGCCCAUUUCAUACUUCUGGGAUUGCUUUUUAAAUAGUUCACCCAACAACCUCGAUCCACUCAUUGUCAUUAGCCAAACUGAACAUCGCCAAACUGGAGUUCCAUACUUUUUUGUUCACCCUUGCAAAACAAAGAAUCUUAUGUCGAAUGUUAACCCUGCCUCCCCGGACAGCUAUCUGUCCCUCUGGUUAUCAUUGAUGGCCCGCUAUUUUAACAUAUUCAUACCAACAUCAAUCGCAAAAGUGUAA
Rodentolepis nana is the source of this 504-nucleotide messenger RNA. NCBI's taxonomy places the organism in Eukaryota, Metazoa, Platyhelminthes, Cestoda, Cyclophyllidea, Hymenolepididae. The record is from the annotation of a GenBank genome assembly.